Molecule: messenger RNA, 614 nt
Organism: Colossoma macropomum (tambaqui)
Lineage: Eukaryota; Metazoa; Chordata; Actinopteri; Characiformes; Serrasalmidae
Product: zinc finger protein 135-like
Exons: 2
Biological process (GO): regulation of transcription by RNA polymerase II
Molecular function (GO): RNA polymerase II cis-regulatory region sequence-specific DNA binding; DNA-binding transcription factor activity, RNA polymerase II-specific
Source: RefSeq, a predicted model, not a curated record
GCUGCAGAGGCGCUGAUCGGUCAGUAGAUCCUCACCUGGAGAGUCCAGCACUGAGAGACCUACAGAGGACAGACCAGAAGAUGAGCAGCGUUAAGGAGGAGUGUGAGGAUAUCAGUGUGAUGGAAGCGACUGGACUGAAGACUGAAGACCAGCAGAUGGACAAAGAGGACUUUUUACAAGAAGACAUCAAAGAGGAGCACGAACUGGAAGUGAAGCCGCUUCAAGAAGAUUCCAGCUCACAGGAAUGUCUUGAAAACUCUGAGCCUGGAAUCAGCUUCAGUGACUCGUCCCACCCGAGAAUUCAUACCGGAGAGGAACUGUUCACAUGUUCACAGUGUGGGGAGAGUUUCAGCUACGAGAGAUCUCUGAAACGCCACCUGGACGUCCAUGAAGGAAAGAGACCUCAUCAGUGCUCUCAGUGCGAGUGGAGCUUCAAGAGCGUAUCACAUUUAAGAGAACAUAAGAAGACUCACAUGGUGGAAAAGCCGUUCGCCUGCUCCCAGUGUGGAUGCAGCUUCAAGCGUUUACCAGAUUUACGACGUCACGAAAGGACUCAUCUUGGAGAUACAGGAGAGAAACCGUUCUCCUGCUCUCAGUGUGGAAAGAGUUACCCG